Messenger RNA from Boleophthalmus pectinirostris (great blue-spotted mudskipper), 4318 nucleotides. It is a transcript of the gene narf, whose product is annotated as nuclear prelamin A recognition factor. The record is from RefSeq and is a predicted model, not a curated record. Gene Ontology annotation, cellular component: lamin filament. Lineage: Eukaryota; Metazoa; Chordata; Actinopteri; Gobiiformes; Gobiidae. Bases 298 to 1818 code for a protein of 506 amino acids. Gene Ontology annotation, molecular function: lamin binding. The transcript has 13 exons.
CACGAUGUGCGCAUGCGUCAACUCACCGGCGUACACAAUGGACCCGGAGCUUCGCGUUUUUGUCUUCCAGAUGUGAUCACUUUGAAAAUAACCGAGGGCAGAUGUUAUAGGAACCCGUAGCCAUGCGCUGGAGCUGACAGCAACCAUAAAGCGACUUUCUCUGCGUAAAAAACAGCCCAAAAGUGUGUCCGUGUGUGCUCCGAGAUGCCCUUUACUCCGCCGUGUUAUGUCACUACGGUCUUGGGUUGAUGCCAUUGUCCGCCAACACUGAACACAAGUGUCCGCUAGGGGCAGUAUAUGGAACUUUUCUGGUGGUCUGCAGCUCAUCUCUAUGAAAUUAUUAUUGCUUUGCCUGGAAUGUUCCACAGUGUGCCUUUAAACGUCUGUAUCUCCAGGGAGACAAGCGGGGGAUGUCAGACAAAGGAGCAACGGAGAAUGGCAGAGGUGAGCCUUAGCAAGAGGAAGGAGAAGUGUGAAAACUGCACCAAACAGUGCAACAAGAGGCAGACAGAGGAUGGGGACAGCUCACACCAAAAUCACACAACAGCAGUUGAGCAGGUGGGAGGGGCUGGUCAGCUGCUGCUCAGUGCCUGUCUAUCCUGUGAUGGGUGUCUGUCUGAGGAGGAGACGCUCCUGAUCUCACAGCAGAGCCUGAAGGAGCUGCACACCGUCUUAGCUCUCAAUAAGAAAUGUGACGUCUCCAAACAUAAGGUCCUGGUGGCCUCGGUCUGUCCACAGUCUCUGCCCUUCUUUGCUGUCAGAUUUGGACUGGACAUCAGCGAGGCGACACAAAAACUCUGCGGGUUCUUAAAAAGUUUAGGUGUAGCGUUCGUCUUUGACACCACUCUGGCUGCAGGCUUCAGUAUACUAGAGAGCCAGAGGGAGUUCAUUUCCAGGUACCGCAGGAGGAGCCACGACAGCCACGCCCUGCCCAUGUUCACCUCCUCCUGCCCGGGGUGGAUCCGGUAUGCAGAGCGCGUUCUGGGCAGCCUGGUGACCCCUCACAUCUGCACUGCCCGCUCCCCUCAGCAGGUCAUGGGCUGCCUCAUCAAGGACUACUUCUGUAAACAGCAGAAGCUGAGUGCGGAGAAGCUGUACCAUGUGGUGAUCGCUCCCUGCUUUGAUAAAAAGCUGGAGGCAGUGAGGGAGGAGUUUUACAACAGUCUGUUUGAGAGCCGCGACGUCGACUGUGUCCUCACCUCAGGUCAGAUCUAUGAGCUGAUGGAGCAGAGGCAGGUGACAGUGGAAGAGCUGGACUCAUCUCCACUGGACCACAUUUUAGGGGAGGGUGCAGAGGCAGAUCUGCACAGACAUGAGGGCCGUGGCUCUGAGGGCUUCCUGGAGCACAUCUUCAGACAUGCUGCUAAAGAGCUCUUUGGUCUGGAUGUACAGGAAAUCACCUACAAGACACUCAGAAACCGAGACUUCCAGGAGGUGACUCUGGAGCGGGAUGGGGAAGCCCUGCUCCAGUUUGCUGCGGUCUAUGGCUUUAGGAACAUCCAGACUCUGGUGCAUCGCAUGAAGAAAGGCCGAGUGCCCUACCAGCUGGUGGAGGUGCUAUCCUGCCCCGGAGGCUGCCUGAGUGGUCGGGGUCAGGCUGAAUCGGAGGAGGGCCGUAUCGACAAAGGCCUGGUGCAGCAGAUGGAGGAAGCCUACACCAGCCUGCCCGUCCGCCUGCCCGAACUCAACCCGGCCAUCCACACCCUCUACCAGGACUGGCUCCAGGGACUCGACUCACCUCACAGCAACACACUGCUCCAUACCGAGUAUCGCACCAGCAACCCAGCGCAACCGCAGCCCCCGCACAUGCAGUGGUGACCCAUAAGAAUGCUGGCAGAGCAGUACGUCGGGUUUACCUGAUGGUACAGCGCUACUGAGCCUGUCUACGCAAAACCAAACUUGGUGUUCAUUUCAAGUGCAUAUGACAGGUUAGACUAAUAAAAAGAAAAAAAACAUGGUUAUCGUCAUUAUAUUUGACUAGGGAUGUAACAAUAACUGUGAUAUUGUACCGUCAGAGGUCUCACAAUAACAUCGCGGGCCAUCGCAAUAUAUCAAAUUGUAAGUUCCUUUUCUUUAAUUGAUUCUUAUGGUGCAGCAUUAACUAAAAAAACAGAGAGAACUACAUAUCCCAUGAUUCUUUGCUUUGUUUCAGUCCAGUCUACUUGAUUAAAUAAGUGUUAUUAAGCACUUUUAAAUCUUAAUUAUUUGGACUUUGACAGAAAAGUAGCGUAGUAACAGUUCUGUGAACCUCUAAAUAUCGUACCGUGACAUGCGUAUUGUAGAAAUAUCAUAUCAAGAGAUUUGGAUAUUGUUACAUCCCUAUAUUUGACAGAAAGUAUUUUUUGGUUAAGUUUAUAAUUUUACACACAGGCAGUGGAUAUGAGACCCUAAUUCCAUAAUUGUUACCAAGCUGACAAGGUUACUAAGUUACUCCAGUUACUUAACAAGGGCCAAAACCUGUCUAAAUUGCACAGUAGUUAUCAUUUUCUUUAAUUAGUCAAAUUAUAAUGCAUUUAUUUUGAUGCAUGAAGGUUUAAACUGUCAGAAAAAUGCCUUCUGCCACACACUACAGAAAAAUAUGCCAGAUUUUGGGUGUGAUUUCUUCUACGCUCUUCACGUGUCUGUGUGUGGUGUCAUUGUCAGAUCAUAACCACCAAACAUCAGCAACGCUACGGUAACAAUAAAACAGAGCGUCAGGGGCAUAGGAGUGACAGAUGCAUACAAACUCAGGAUAUAGCUAAAAUAAAGACUUUAUUUCUCACCUUUCGUAAAGUGGUUAAUUUAAACCGCAGCUUCUCAUCCACAUUAUCAAUAGGAUUAUUACUAUUAAUACUACUAUUAUACUAUACAAUAUAUACAAUUACUAUUAAUCCAGUUAAAGGUGUUCUUUAAAAGUAAAAAGGCGAGAGUAGUUCCUCACGUGUGUCUGUUUACAUCCACACAGCGCACGGAUCGAGGUGAAGCUGCAAAUAAGUGAUAGUAAUCCGUUUUUCACUAUAAGACCAAAAAUAAGAAAAUGAAAAAACAACUGUUUUCUUCAUUAUUUGUCUCCAAAACCAAAAUGAAAAAAUGGAUAAUGAGUCGUUUUUUCAGUUUUCGAUUUUGUGUUUAAAUGAAUAACGGAAAAAACAGAUAACGGCUAUUUACCAUUUCUAUGACUUAAACUGCGAUGCCCGGACUUUUGUGCCACAUACGGACUGAGCCAGGAAUAAACCGUUUUCACUUCUGGUCUGGCCUCCGUCUCAGUCUCAGUCCUGGUCCUGGUCUCAGUCCCGGUCUGGUUCCGGUCUGGUCCUGGAUCUGGGUUAGUCCUUGCUUAGUUCUGGUUCAGUCCGUAUGCGGUGCAAAAGUCCAGCAUCGCAGUUUAAGUCAUGGAAAUGGGAAACGGCCGUUACCCGUUUUUUCCAUUUUUCAUUUAAAAACAAAAUCGAAAACUGAAAAACGAAUCGCUAUCCAUUGUUUCAUUUUGGUUUUGGAAACAAAUAAUGAAGAAAAUAGUUGUGUUUACAUAUUCUUCUUUUUGGUUUUAUAUUGGAAAAACAAAUGAAAGAAUGAUACACGGAUUGACAGUCACUCUACUUCCUGUGGACUUUAUCUCCAAUCUUUUAUGCUUUAAAAAUCAUGUAUCUGAAGUACUACACCACAUUUCACAAACAAUAAUAACACAGUUCUGACUUGUAUUUAAACUAGAAGCACAGAGCUCUGAUCCUUUAAAAACUUCAGCAUCUCAAAGCUAGUGGUUUUACUGUAGACAGGAAAUAGCUGACACGAAUUACACUCACAACUUUAUAUGCUGUGGUCCGCAGACCAAUCCCAUUGGGGUCUUUGUGAUCGGAGAGUUUAAAUCUCAUAAGAUUCUCCUCGUGUCUGUGGUGUGCGCUUUUUGUCGCAUGUUUAAAAAUCGUUUAAGACCAAAAAAUCCUGUAGUGUUUGGUGGCCUUAAAUCGUCCCUGCAAUUUGAAUGGAAUUUUUGAAAAAGGUGUUCCAUAGGUAAAGGUGUUCCAUUGUACACAGGUACCAAGUAAUAAUUAGACAAGCAUGAAAACCUGUCAUAUGUACUAAAAUGGUGAAUCUUCCAUAGCGCGCGAUAUAGGCCCCUGCCCUCGAUCUGAAGUUAUGAUGCAUUCUUCCUUUCAACCACUAGGCAGUGCUGUUGAGCCUCACAGAACACGCAGAAGACUGACAGGGAGUGUAUAUGUGGCUAUCAUGGAAUGCAAUCCUAUAAUAAUAAUAACAAUAAUAAUAAUAAUAAUAAUAUGUAGCAGAAAGGUUGUUUUUUUUAUGUAACUGGAAUCAUGCAUUAAAACCGUGAAUGCAG